AUGUCUGGCGCAGGAACGGUAGCUCUCUUCUCCCCGGGCCAGCACGGCCACUUGAUCCCCUAUCUCGCCGCCAUCCACGCAUCCUGCAUUACCCAUGACCGCACCAUCGCCACGUUCCUCCCCCCUCUAUCCCACGAGAAACUCCUCGCCUGGUGGAAGGAACGCAUCGCAGAGGUUGCCGAUGGCAAGCGUCUCAUCUUCAUCCUCCUCAACGAGUCUGAGCCGGGCUCUCGGCCGAAAGGGUCCGAUGUUAUGGGCGUUGUUAUGCUUGCCAUGCCAUCCUCCGAGACGGGACCCUUCCGCGGCGUGGUAGAGAAACUUCUCGUCCACAAGACGUUUCGCGGCAGAGGAGGUGCCAGGACUUUGGUUUCCGCUCUCGAAGCUGAGGCGGCGCGGCGCGGCAGGACGGUACUGCUCCUCGAUACCGAAGCUGGAAGUGUCGCAGAGGAGGUGUAUAGAAAGUUUGGCUACAUCGAGCUCGGCCAGAUCCCCAGGUAUGGUCUGAGUCCAACAGGGGAGCUCAAGGACGGGACGUUCUUUUACAAGCAUCUUCAACUGUGA
Molecule: messenger RNA, 561 nt
Organism: Fusarium keratoplasticum
Lineage: Eukaryota; Fungi; Ascomycota; Sordariomycetes; Hypocreales; Nectriaceae
Product: N-acetyltransferase domain-containing protein
Exons: 2
Coding region: 1-561 (186 amino acids)
Molecular function (GO): acyltransferase activity, transferring groups other than amino-acyl groups
Source: RefSeq, a predicted model, not a curated record